AUUGGCCUAAAUGAGUCUACUCCGUCAGGAUAUUCAUAUAAGUAUGAGCCCCGUCAGACAGGUCGUGGUGGUGGUGUUGCAACGAUUUAUAAUAAUUCUCUUACCGUUACUCAGAAAACAGGAUCCAGGUUUAACUCAUUUGAAGUGCUUGACCUUAAAGUUGCACUCUCAGACAGGCAUAAAAAAUCCCUACUAUAUCUUGCUCUGGCCACCGUGUAUAGACCCCUGGGGCCUUACGGUGUUUUACUUAAUGAGUUUUCACAUUUACUCUCAGAUCUUUUGAUCAGUUUUGACAAAGUGUUAAUCGUAGGAGACGCAUUUAUAGAUUUACUAAAUUCCUUUGGGGUUAAACAAAACAUUAAUAGACCAACUCAUCGUUUUAAUCAUACACUAGACUUAGUUAUAUCACAUGGGACUGAUGUUUCCAAUAUAACCGUUCUACCUCAAAGUGAUGACAUCACAGACCAUCAACUCUUAGUGUACACUCUACGUGUAGAACAUAUUAGACACGUCUCUCCACAUUAUAAACUUGGUAAAACUAUAACUCCGACCACUAAAGACAGAUUUACAAACAAUCUGCCAGAUCUGUCUCAACUUCUUACUAGACCCCGAAAUGCAGAUGCACUAGAUGAAGUAACCAACAGCAUAGGAAAUUUUUUACCAGCACACUAGACACUGUUGCCCCCAUCCGACUAAAAAAGGUCAGAGAUAAAACACCUGCACCAUGGUACAAUAGUCAUACUUAUGCCCUCAAGAGAGCAACCCGUAACCUCGAGCGAAAGUGGAGAAAAACCAAAUUAGAAGUUUUUAGAAUUGCGUAUAAAGACAGUCUGGCCAACUAUAGACAGGCUCUAAAAGCUGCUAGGGCUGAGCAUCUGAGCAAUCUGAUUGAAAUAAACCAGAACAAUCCCAGAUUCUUAUUUAGUACAGUGGCUAAACUAACAAAGCAUCAGAUUUCUGGAGAGAGUAUUUCAGCACAGUUUAGUAGUGAGGACUUUAUGAAUUUCUUCACUAAAAAAAUUGAUAGUAUCAGGAACAAAAUAUUGGAUGU
Messenger RNA from Hemibagrus wyckioides, 1051 nucleotides. RefSeq lists its product as uncharacterized. The record is from RefSeq and is a predicted model, not a curated record. NCBI's taxonomy places the organism in Eukaryota, Metazoa, Chordata, Actinopteri, Siluriformes, Bagridae. The annotation marks the transcript as partial. The transcript has a single exon.